CAAUGCGCCAAAUAGCACGCGAAAUUCUUUGAGACGCCGCCAUUGAGCAUCCGGUCGUGCCGCGGUGUCCUUAUCGUGAUUAGCGUUUUUAUAAGUGCAGGCGGCCUCAAAUCAUUGUCAUCAUGGACCUCAGUUUAGAUGAAAUAAUUAAAAAAGAUCGCAUUAGCAAGAGAGGAGGAGGAGGAAGAGGCCGCGGGGCUUCAAGAGGUGCGGGGCGAGGCCAGCAAAGGCAGAGAGGAGGUGGUCAAGAGCGCGGCAGCCGCAAUGCAGUUUCAAGCAGGCCUGCUGCAGCCUACAAGCGCGGUAACGUCGACGACCGGUGGUCACAUGACAUGUACGAUGGCGGCGGCGGCGGCGGCGGCGGCGCGCGCGGUGGCGGCGGCGACGUGCGCCGGCGCAGCGGCCAGGACACCACCAAGCUGAUGAUCUCCAACCUCGACUUCGGCGUCACCGACGCCGACGUCAAGGAGCUGUUCGGCGAGUUCGGUCCGAUGCGCUCGGCGGCCGUACACUACGACCGGUCGGGCCGCUCCAUGGGCACGGCGCAGGUCAUCUUCGAGCGGCGCAGCGACGCUGUGCGUGCCAUGAAGCAGUACGGAGGCGUGCCACUCGACGGUCGCCCCAUGAAGCUGGAGUUGGCCACGGACCAGAUCGGCGGCGGCGGCGGCGGCGGCGGCGGCGGCGGAGGAGGAGUCGGUGGCCGGCUGGGCACGGCGCCGCGGGGUCGCGGCCGCGGCCGUGGCGGCACCCGCGGUGGCGGCGGCGGCGGGCGCGGCGGCCGCCAGCAGCGCGAGAAAAAGAAGCCGGCAACGGCCGAAGAGCUGGAUGCCGAACUGGAAGCGUACGUCAACUCGGCCAAGUAGCGGAACAGGCAGCGGUGACUGCCGGCAGGCCUCCCGACCGGCGCGCCGCCUGGCGGGCAGCGGCGACCGGCACCCAGCGCGGCCGGCUGGCCGGGACACGCACCGCCGCCGCCCGUGGUGGUACACAGGGGCGGCCUGGCGCGCGCCCGUGGCGUGGAGCGCCAGCCGGCAGGGGGCGCGCGCCCGCGGUUUUAGCUGGACUGAUCGUCGGCGGCCUCACAGUCUCAAACCCGCCCGCCCACACACAUCAUCCGUUUGAUCGAGUUGUGCUGCAUAUUUCGUGCGUGUGCGCGAGCGACGCGCCGUGCGGGCCGACCCCGUCUGGCGCUGCUCGGGUCGCGCCUGGGCCGAAGUUGUACCCACGCUGUUCGUUCGCGCGAAUACAUGUGACCAGCUGCGGAAGACGCGUUUGAAUGAGAGUCGAGUCGGAAAAUUGUGUUUGCUGUGUGCGCGGAGCCGUGGUACACUCGCGUGCUGCUGCUGAUCGCAGGUCAUCUCAUCCUCCAACCGAAUACAUAUGGCCAUAACAACCUGA
Messenger RNA from Pollicipes pollicipes, 1398 nucleotides. Its product is annotated as THO complex subunit 4. Gene Ontology annotation, molecular function: mRNA binding. The transcript has 5 exons. NCBI's taxonomy places the organism in Eukaryota, Metazoa, Arthropoda, Thecostraca, Pollicipedomorpha, Pollicipedidae. Gene Ontology annotation, biological process: mRNA export from nucleus. The record is from RefSeq and is a predicted model, not a curated record. Bases 123 to 863 code for a protein of 246 amino acids. Gene Ontology annotation, cellular component: nucleus.